CGAGUCAGCGCCGCGGGGCGGGCCGGGGGGAGCCGAGCCGAGCCCUGCCGAGCCGAGCGGGCGGCAUGCUGCCUCCCUGCCAGGGCGGGCCGCCGCCGCCUGCCGGCGCCCCCCCGGUGUAAGGAGCAGCGGGGAGGGGGCGCGGCGGCGACGACUGCCACCCUUGGCCCGGCCCUGCACCCCGGCUCCCGGGCAUCCCGCUCUCCCGGGUAGGUCCCGCGUCGCCCGGACGCGAUCGUGCUGCUCCCCGUCGGGUGCUACCGGGCCGGGUGCCGCCGAGCCCUGCGCGCUCCCGCAGGUGCGCUCCCGCCCCCGCGGGAGAGGGAGAGGAGGCGGCCUCCCCUUCCCGGUACCGAGUCCUCGCUGGAGCUGAGCCCUCCGGCCUCCUCUUCCAGCCACGAGGCUCGAGGCAAAAAUAGAUGAUGCUUACGGGAAGCAGAAACCUCUUGGCGCUUCUGAGUGGCAUCUCCUAGAAGCCCGAAGGUUUGCAAAGACAUAAUACUUACAGAGGGUAAGAUCUGGGACAUGCUCAGAUGUGUACAAGUAUUUUUAUCCAAGAAGAAAUAAACAUCAGUUUUAGCUCUGGGGAGCUUUCUAAAACUCCUGCCCUUUUAAAACUCCAGGCUUCACAAAUACUGUAGAGCAUUAGACUGAGAGGAAGAACUGAUCACUUGACUGGUAAAUCCCAAUGUUUGAUUCUUUGUUAAUACAUGUUGUUCACUGGAAAACUGUUUAAAUCCUGCAUCCAGAUGUUGCCCUGGCUGAAGGAGCUGAAAAGACAGUGAAGCCUUGAAUUUAGGAAAUGCACAGGAGCAACAGAUGUUUGACAUGUCUCUCCUUUGCUCCCAUCUUUUCUGCCAGAAGAAAAUUAUCAAGUGUUGUAGAACACUUAACGUACCUGUGACUGUCUCCCAAGCAGGGUCUGUUUUCCCCCACCCAAGAGGGGAAGAAUAAGGCAGAGCAGUCAUUGCUACAUACAGCAGUUACAGAGCUCACAGCAAGGCAUCACUGAGGCAAAGACUCGUCAGAUCAGUGUGAAAAUACCCUUGGAUCGUGGAUGGUGUGUACAUAAAAGAGCUCAAGGCCAUGUGCUGAAGGACUGGGUGGUGACACGGCGUGUGAGCUAGAGUUGGUGCCACCUGGGGUACGUGCGGUGACAGUUGGGCCCUUUCUUAAUAGAGUUCUUGAUAAAUGGACAUUGACAUGGACUACGAAAGACCCAACGUUGAAACUAUCAAGUGUGUGGUGGUUGGAGAUAAUGCAGUGGGGAAGACUCGUCUAAUUUGUGCAAGAGCAUGCAAUACAACCUUGACUCAGUAUCAGCUGCUGGCAACUCACGUACCAACUGUCUGGGCCAUUGAUCAGUACCGUGUCUGCCAAGAGGUCCUUGAACGCUCACGAGAUGUUGUGGAUGAAGUGAGUGUUUCUCUCAGGCUGUGGGAUACAUUUGGGGACCACCACAAAGACAGGCGCUUUGCUUAUGGAAGGUCUGAUGUAGUUGUUCUGUGCUUUUCAAUUGCUAAUCCUAAUUCCCUGAAUCAUGUGAAAACGAUGUGGUAUCAAGAAAUCAAACAUUUCUGUCCUCGCACACCUGUCAUUCUGGUGGGCUGCCAACUAGAUCUCCGCUAUGCAGAUCUUGAGGCUGUUAACAGAGCCAGACGGCCUUUGGCAAGGCCGAUCAAAAGAGGAGACAUUUUGCCACCAGAAAGAGGCAGAGAGGUUGCCAAGGAGCUUGGGAUACCAUAUUAUGAAACCAGUGUAUUUGACCAAUUUGGAAUUAAAGAUGUGUUUGACAAUGCAAUUAGAGCUGCCCUGAUCUCCAGAAGACACCUGCAGUUCUGGAAAUCUCAUUUGAAGAAGGUCCAAAAACCUUUGCUUCAGGCUCCAUUCCUACCUCCAAAAGCCCCUCCUCCAGUUAUCAAAAUUCCCGAAUGUCCUGUACUGAACAUGAACGAAGCUGGAUAUUUAUUGGAAAGCCCACUGUGCGCAGAUGUUAUGUUUGUUCUCCAGGAGCAGGACUACAUUUUUGCUCACAAGAUUUACCUAGCUACCUCCUCUUCAAAGUUUUAUGACCUUUUCUUAAUGGAAUGUGAGGGAAGUCCAGACUUGGAUGAAACACAGUGUAAAAAAGAAAAUACGAGUAAGGAUGUUUUGACAAGUCACCUUGAGACAAAUUAUGACAGUGAGGAGACAUCCUUGAAAUCUGCUGAUGUUAUUAAAAUUCCUGCACCAGAAAGUACUGACUCUUUAAACACGCUUGAACCCAAACCUGGUGAAACAAAUUCUGCAGCAAGAUCUCUGUCAUCCUGGGGAAAGGGGUUUGUUAGUAUGCAUAAGGAAAUGCAAGUGAAUCCUGUCUCGAAUAGGAUGUGUCCUGUAACUGUGGUAAGAAUGGAUUCAUCUGUGCAGGCUGGACCUUUUAGAACUGUUCUGCAGUUUUUAUACACAGGGCAACUGGAUGAGAAUGAAAAAGAUCUCACAAGACUAGCUCAGAUUGCUGAGAUCUUGGAAGUAUUUGAUUUGCGAAUGAUGGUGGAAAAUAUUAUGAAUAAAGAAGCCUUCAUGAAUCAAGAGAUUACUAAAGCAUUUCAUGUCAGAAAAGCUAAUCGGAUAAAAGAGUGCCUUUGCAAAGGGACAUUUUCUGAUGUGACAUUUAAAUUGGAUGACGGGACCAUAAAUGCCCACAAGCCACUACUGAUCUGUAGCUGUGAAUGGAUGUCUGCUAUGUUUGGAGGAUCGUUUAUUGAAAGCUUGAACAGUGAGGUAGUUCUGCCCAACAUAAAUAAGACUUCCAUGCAAGCAGUUUUAGAUUACUUAUACACCAAACAGUUGUCCUCCAGUCAGGAACUGGACACACUUGAAUUAAUUGCAUUGGCAAAUAGGUUUUGCCUUCCUCAUCUGGUUGCAUUAGCAGAACAGCAUGCUGUACAAGAGCUGACAAAAGCCUCAGUGAGUGGCAUUGCAAUAGAUGGAGAGGUACUGUCCUAUUUGGAAUUGGCUCAGUUUCACAAUGCUAACCAGCUGGCAGCAUGGUGCUUGCACUACAUCUGCACCAAUUACAACAGUGUUUGCUCCAAAUUCCGCAAGGAAAUCAAAGCUAAAUCUUCAGAUAAUCAAGAAUAUUUUGAGAGGCAUCGCUGGCCACCUGUGUGGUAUUUAAAGGAAGAAGAUCACUACCAGCGAGUUAAGAAAGAAAGAGAAAAGGAAGAUGUUGCACUGAAUAAACACCAUUCAAAGCGGAAGUGGUGCUUCUGGAAUUCCUCUGCUGUAGUUGCCUGAACAAAGCACAUAACUGGAAAUCCAUAGCCAGUGUCCGAAGUUAGUCUUAUUGUUAGAAAUAAGAUAUAGUUCAGGUUUUCAGGAAACUCUGUUCCACGUGUGCAUUUAUUAUUGCUAGGGUCAAAAGCACAAGCUCACUGAAAGUGAGCCUGGAACAGCUCCUCAAAGUGAUAUGUAUAUUUUUGGUUAGGAAGCAGAUAAGUCUACCAUUAUUACAUUUCUUUUUAUACCAAAAAAAAAAAAUCCAGCAUUAAUGUUUCAAUCUCCAAUUGGGAAAUAUUUUUAUACUGUCUAGUGUAUUUUGUUCAGAAAAAAAUCUGGAUAUCAUUUUAUUUUACAAACCACAAAAUAACCAUGUAGCAGCUUUGUAUUAGAUUUUAACUAUUUUUACUAUGCGAGUACAGUGAAAUAGACAAUCCUCAGUCAUAAGAGACAGCUUUUAGCGUAUCUCAUAAAAAGUCAUUUUAGGAAAAAAAAAUCUAGCUGCCUAGUAUAAAUUUUGUUUUUUAAAGUACUGUGCAUUGGUGAUAUAAUUAGGUGAUUAUUUUUCCUUUCUAAAGUAAAAGGUUAGAAUAAGAUCCAGUAACUGCAAGUUAUAGAGCGCUUGAUCUUUGCUUAGCUGAAUAAUAGGUAGUAUAAUUACCCGUUCAACUGCAGGCAAAUGUAUUUCUAAUAUUUGCCAUGUAAGUGCAAAUAAUUAUGAAGUUGUGGGCCAUGUGAAAUCUAGUGAUUCUAAGUAUUCAGAAGUUUUAAAUGUCUAGAUCAAAGAGGAUAUUUCUAAAACCAUUUAGAAGGGCUUAUUAAUUUAUAUCCUUAUAUUAGUAUGGAUGUGAAUACAAAAAGCAGUUAUACUGCUUGCAUUUGAAUUACUGCAUGGCAGUUACCUUGUUCGGUGAAAUCUUAACCAUGCAGCCACUCCUCAUGCCGAAUUCCAUUUUGCUUCAGUGCAAGCAAAUGAAAGGGCUGCAAAACCGAGUAAGAGUUAUCUAGUGUUAUAGCCUUUUGUAAGUGAAGAAUGAUCUUCACACACCAUCACUUCAGUUUGAUCCAAAUUGUUUUGUAACUUUUCCCAGAUAGAAUUCAAAGUGUUAGAUUAUUUUUAAGUAGGUCAUAUAUUUCCUCUGGAAACAGGUAUUCCUAGAAAGCUGGGGCAGAAUGAUGGAAUUCCACGAGUGAUGCAAAAAAGAAAAGGCCUCCAGAGUUUUCAAAUACCUUAGGUGUUUAUGACUUUUUAUCAACCAUUGCUCUAGAGCUGCAGUAUUACACUAGAUUACAAAGGGAUGAGAGCAUUUUUAAAAGACCAAAACUAAAAUACAUAGACUGUAGGACAUACACAUGCAAUCCUGUACAGUGUCUCAGGCACAAUUCUGUAACCAAGGGUAGUAUUGUGUAGUAGGUCUGUUAAUAUUGUUUUGUGCUGGCAUCUCAGCAUACCACUGUGAAAAGCUGUUUUUGUUUUUUUCCUUCCUGUAUUCAAAGGCAAGGCAGUAUGGUCAAGCCCCUAUGCUGUAGGUCAGGAAAUGCUUUGAACCGAAAGCCAUAUACAUCUCUACCUAUUUGAGUUCUGACCAGAGUAAUUCUUGGCAGAUGCUACUGCAGGGUGGUAGAAGCUGCCCAGCAUGGAAAGAGAUGCUGCUCUACAGACUUUUAUAAGGCAAGCGACAGAUUCCUACCCUGAUAAAGAUUUGUCACCAUAUGGUGAUAAAGAAGGGCUAUAAGUGACGGUUGCAAAUACAGUCUCCUUAAUUCUUGGUCAGUGAAGAUGAAAAUUGUAGAGAAAAAAGACUGAGAAAAGAUGCAUCAAGACUAAGAUGAGAUAAGUAUUUGUUGUCAUGAAACAUUAACUAGUCACGUUUUAAGUAUUGCUACUAGGUUUUACACAACCAAAGCUACUGUAUGAUUGUAAUCUUGCCAAACUAAUGGAUGUAUAAAUGAACCUGAGGUAUAUGCAAUAAUAUCCAGUUGUGCUAGUUGUCAGCUACUAUAACCAAGUGGCUGGUUCAUUUGGUUAAUGCUGUCUAUGGCCUUUAAUCAUGGUGGUUAUUUUGUGUUUUUUAUUUUGCAAAAAAGUCAAUAAAAUGGUUUAGUUACAAA
Cygnus atratus (black swan) is the source of this 5373-nucleotide messenger RNA. RefSeq names its product Rho related BTB domain containing 1 (gene RHOBTB1). Lineage: Eukaryota; Metazoa; Chordata; Aves; Anseriformes; Anatidae. The transcript is spliced from 11 exons. Gene Ontology annotation, cellular component: cytoplasm. Gene Ontology annotation, biological process: proteasome-mediated ubiquitin-dependent protein catabolic process; regulation of proteolysis; small GTPase-mediated signal transduction. Bases 1192 to 3279 code for a protein of 695 amino acids. Gene Ontology annotation, molecular function: ubiquitin protein ligase binding; GTPase activity; GTP binding. The record is from RefSeq and is a predicted model, not a curated record.